AACCCUCAACCGUUCGACCCGGUCAACCAUUAGUCAGAGUCGUUGAUUACCGCGAGGCUCUCUAACAUUAGCUACAACCUCUUGAUAGUAUUAUCUUUGGGGUGUUUUGGCCGUUUGUAUUUCUUGUGUUAUUGCGCCAGGCGUUAUUUUCGUGCUCUAUUUUUUUAACGUUAAAGUCAAGCCGUUUUAACGAUGAACCGGCUGGUGAGAUUAUGCUUCGCUUGGGCCGACGCCUUUCUGCGGGAUAACUAGGCGUGCCGGUCAAUGUCUAGGAGCAUGCUCCCGUGAGCCCCUCCAUCUUCGAGUCUGCCCAGGGCGAUACACAACGUUCACGGCCGAAAUCAACAAGAUUGCUUUUGCCGCCUGUUUCUUUCUCUGUGCCUGUGUGAACUAUGGAGACCACUCAGGUGACUCUGGCUGUCAGAGGAGAAACAUCCCCAGGUGAGGUGAUUGCAGUCGUUGGCAGCUGUGAAGCCCUGGGAAGCUGGAGCCAUCAAAAAGCUGUGACCUUACAUCCCGAUGACAAUGAUGGAAACAUGUGGACUACAACAAUCACUGUGCCUAAAGGAGUGUCCAAAUACCGCUAUUUUAAAGGCUUCAUUCUGGAACCAAAGCUCAUCAGCAGGAGGGGGGAAAAUCCACUGACUUUGAAAGAAUUUCAACCCAUGGUGGCUGACUGCCCCAGCUGGAGAUUGAGUGCAGGGGAUCCCUGUCAAGUGAUAGUCAAUGUGUGGGAGACCCAUCAACAACCCCGCACAAUGAGCCCCACAGGACCACACCUGAAUAUUGAUGAUGGACAAUUUGGAACUCAUAAUGGGGUGAAUUGUGUCGACUCUGGAUGGCUCACAUGCCAGACAGAGAUCCGGCUUCGUUUGCACUUUUCUCAGAAGUCUCCCGUAUCUAUCACUAAGAAGAAAUUCAAGAAGUCUCGCUUCAGAAUCAAGCUGACAUUGGAGGGCUUUGAGGAGGAGAUAGAUGAGGACGAGGAUGAGCUCAGUCCUACGUGUUGGCACAGGAUGACCACCACUCUGGAGAAGACCACCACCCUGGGGAUCAGUAUGAUCAGUGCCAACAGCUAUAAGUCGCGCCACUCGCAGCCUGAAUGUGGCUAUGGACUGGGGCCCUCUCAGUGGACUGAGUACAGUAUCCACACCAUGUACCCAGACAACCUAGAGCUCACCUUUGAGUUCUUUGAGGAGGAUAUGAGUGAGCAUGUAGUCCAGGGUGAUGCUCAUCCAGGAUAUGUGGGGACAGCUUGCCUCCUGUCCUCCUCUUUCUCGGAGAAUGGGAUGGACAUCGGCGUAGCCACACUUCCGAUUAUGGCUCGGAAUUCCAGGCAGACCAUCGGGAAAGUCAGAGUGGAUUACCUUGUAAUCCGGCCGAUCCAGGCGUUUCAGUGUGACAUGAGCUCCUCCUUCACCAAAUACUGGAAGAAAAGAAGUACUCUGGAUGUGGGCCACAGAGGAGCCGGCAGCACACAUGCAGCCAAGCAUCAGAGAAUCAGGGAGAACACAAUAGCCUCAUUCAAAAGCGCUGCCAUGCAUGGUGCAGCCUAUGUAGAGUUUGAUGUUCACCUCUCCAAAGAUGCAGUUCCUAUUGUAUACCAUGAUCUGACGUGCUGCAUAUCCACCAAGAAGAAACAUGACAAGACGUCUCUGGAGCUUGUUGAGGUGCCAGUCAAAGAGUUGACAUUUGAUCAGCUGCAGCUUCUGAAGCUGGCCCAUGCCACUGCAGUGAAAGAAAACGAUCACAAAGAUCUGGUGGACGAUGAAGAUGAAAUCGAUGAGCAUCAGCCAUUCCCUUCACUCUCACAGAUCUUCCAGGCCAUUCCUGAGCAUGUGGGCUUCAACAUUGAGCUCAAAUGGAUCUGCCAGAUGAAGGACGGGUCAUGGGAUGGCAACCUAUCAUCUUACUUCAACAUGAAUAAAUACCUCGACAUCAUCCUGUCCUGUGUUCUGCAGAAAGGCGGAAAAAGACGCAUCGUCUUCUCCUGCUUCGACCCAGAUAUCUGCACCAUGGUGCGUCAAAAGCAGAACAAGUACCCCAUUCUCUUCCUGACUCAGGGAAUUUCAGAGAAGUACCCAGACAUGAUGGACAUCCGCUGCCAGACCACACAGAUCGCCAUAAGUUUUGCCCAGAGCGAGAAUAUUCUGGGGAUCAGUGCCCACGCUGAGGAGCUGCUCAAAAAUCUUUCCUACAUUGGGGAUGCCCAGUCUAAAGGCCUGGUGGUGUUCAGCUGGGGAGAUGACAACAACGAGCACGAAAUCAGAAAGAAGCUGAGAGAGCAGGGCAUUGAUGGGCUCAUCUACGAUAGUAUCUGUGAGGAGCAAGGAGAGCAGCCAAACAUCUUCAAGGUAGAGGAGCAGCACACCCUGCAGGAGGUUAUUACAGAGGAGACCCUAAAGAGCGCCAGCUGCUCCUGCUACUCCAUUCCCUGCUCCGUGGCUCCCUGCAUUGGCUCCAAGAGCUGCUCUGGCAGCGGAGAGUCCGAUUCUGGCCUCAGCUCCUCGUAAAGUUCCCUAAACCUCAAUGGACCACACACCGCUCAAUACACACCCAACAGGCUCUUGAGUGGGUAUGUGCAGUGAAGUCUUGGAGGACCAAGGUGGGAAUGGAUGAUCAAGCAAAAACUUUCAAUUACAGAUUGUGUUUAUUGCAUUUCCUCUUCACAGAAGUUUAUUUAUGCUUUUUGUUAAUUUUAACAGUAUGAAAACGGGGAUCCAUAACUUGUUUGAAUAAACACAUUGGCAAAGUAAACUAGGCUGUCAGCUGCCACAUACAAAAAGAGAAUGAUUCCUAGGAAUGCGUUGUUAAUUUCUUUUCAGGACAGUAUUUACAGAGGUCUUAAUUAUAGUGGAACAAUUGGGAAAUUAUACAUCAAAUGGGAUAUUUAUUUAGCUGUUAUGUCUCGUCGCUUCACCGUCUUAAGUGCUCAAAUUGAAUGCAUACGAUAUUUUAAGGGUGUAAAAGUGUAACACAACUGCACAUUGCAUGUAACAGAGUUGAUGAUGUCGCAUCAUGUGCUGUUUCUGUUUAUGCCACUGUACUUUCUCUGUGCAUGUAGCCAUUAUACCUCAACAGUUUUAUUUCCAUUAUCUCAAAUUGCAGUGAGUCAUAGCUACUGAUUGCUAUUUCAGUUUCAGCACAGACAUAACGUGGGAUGUGCAGGUUGCCAUUAAGAAAUGCUCACCUCCUUGGGGAUAGUCUACAGAAAUUAGAAGAAGCCUCUAUGAUUGAUUCAUUUCCUUUUGAGUGGACUGUUGAAAGCAGUUGCUUGGUCUUUUCCACACCUCCUAAUUGAAUUUUAAAGACUCGUUACUUAUUAUUGUAAAUGAAUGAUAUGCCAUUGUAUUCUUUUUAUCUACUUGAUUUAUAGAAAAGCAGGGGAAUGUUUAAUUUGUGACACUGUACAUACAUACCACAGCCUUAUAAAGGUAGGGGGGGAAUCAGGUUUGUUUCUGUUUCAAAACCACCAAUACCUCACUCAUUAUCGAUUAGAAUUGACUUGAGUUGAUAUGUGUGUACAGAAUUAACAAAUACUGCCUAUACUUCCUUUCUAUAGAUCCAAUUUAAUGUCACAACACAUACUUUUUAUUGCAUGCCAGAUAUUUUUUUGGCACAAAUUACACUUGGAGAUAAUGCAUUUGCUCAUUCAUAUGAUUAGCAUUUUAAACACAGCGAAACAAAUCCAUGUAUAGCAUACUGUCUGUAUAUCAAUCUCAUUGCACAAUCUCUUAACUACAAACUAAUGAUUGCCUUGUGCAUGGUCUUGUAAAUCUGAAUGAUUCUACUGUUAUAUAAACUGCUACUUGAGGACAGACAAGUGUAAAAGGUUAAUGUAAAUUAAAGGACAACCU
Etheostoma spectabile (orangethroat darter) is the source of this 3857-nucleotide messenger RNA. It is a transcript of the gene gpcpd1, whose product is annotated as glycerophosphocholine phosphodiesterase 1. The record is from RefSeq and is a predicted model, not a curated record. Gene Ontology annotation, molecular function: starch binding; glycerophosphocholine phosphodiesterase activity. The transcript has 22 exons. Lineage: Eukaryota; Metazoa; Chordata; Actinopteri; Perciformes; Percidae. Gene Ontology annotation, biological process: glycerophospholipid catabolic process. Bases 393 to 2513 code for a protein of 706 amino acids.